AUGGUGCUAUUACCGGAGAAGCCAGUAUGGAUGUCUCAAGAGCAAUAUGAUGAGCAAUACGGCUCUCUCUUGAGACAGAAAGAAGCAGAAAAGCGGAUGGAAAAUGAAGGUCAAAGCACGAUCCAGGAGGUAAGUAAACAGGCACCUACACCACCUGGCAAUAUAGAUGGCAAGGAUGAGGAAGAUAAAGUAAACAAAGCCCGGAACAGGAAGCAUCAAAGGUAUGAUUUAGAAGAGAGAAAAAAGAAACAGAGACUACAGAAAACUAUUGAGGAACAAUUGAAGCAUCACGACAUUGAGAUGACUGCCAAUAGGAUUGUGAAUGUAGAUCAGGUUGUUAGGGAACAUUAUAAUGAGCGUACUUUUAUCUCCAAGAAACAUAAUAGAAACUACUCUCCUAUUAUCAAGCUUAGGAACUUCAACAAUGCUAUAAAGUAUAUGCUAAUUGACAAAUUCACGAGACCAGGAGAUGUUGUUUUAGAACUUGCUUGUGGUAAAGGUGGUGAUUUGAGGAAAUAUGGUGCUGCUGGUAUUUCUCAGUUUAUUGGUAUUGAUAUAUCUAAUGCCUCUAUUACAGAAGCUUUGAAACGUUAUCACUCCAUGAAGAACCUUGAUUAUCAGGUCAUUUUGAUCACUGGUGAUUGUUUUGGAGAGUCCUUGGGUGUUGCUGUCGAACCAUUCCCAGAAUGUAGAUUCCCAUGUGACGUCGUGUCUUGUCAAUUUGCACUUCAUUAUGCUUUUGAAACUGAAGAAAAGGCCCGCAGGAUGUUAUUGAACGUCACGAAGUCGUUGAAGAUGGGAGGGUACUUCUUUGGUACUAUUCCAGAUUCAGAAUUCAUUAGGUACAAAAUGAAUAAGAUUCCCGAAACUGUAGAAAAGCCCUCCUGGGGGAAUCCAAUUUAUAAAGUCACUUUUGCAAACAACGAAUACCAGAAGAAUGACAAUGAAUUUCCGUCUCCUUUUGGCCAGAUGUAUACUUUUUGGUUAGAGGAUGCAAUUGAUAACGUUCCCGAAUAUGUCAUUCCAUUUGAAAGUUUCAGAAGUUUGGCAGACGAGUAUGGAAUGGAGCUAGAACUGCAGAAAGGUUUCAACGAGUUUUUUGUCGAGGAAAUCCCUGCUUGGGUAAAUAGAUUUUCGCCUAGAAUGAGAGAAGGCUUAAAAAGAUCUGACGGAAGAUAUGGUGUCGAAGGUGUAGAGAAGGAACCUGCUGCCUAUUUCUACACGACAUUUGCAUUCCGUAAGGUAAGAGAAUAUCAAGAAUAA
Messenger RNA from Kluyveromyces marxianus DMKU3-1042, 1263 nucleotides. It is a transcript of the gene ABD1, whose product is annotated as mRNA (guanine-N7)-methyltransferase. The record is from RefSeq and is a predicted model, not a curated record. Lineage: Eukaryota; Fungi; Ascomycota; Saccharomycetes; Saccharomycetales; Saccharomycetaceae. Gene Ontology annotation, molecular function: mRNA 5'-cap (guanine-N7-)-methyltransferase activity. Gene Ontology annotation, biological process: 7-methylguanosine mRNA capping. The coding region runs from base 1 to 1263 and encodes 420 amino acids. The transcript has a single exon. Gene Ontology annotation, cellular component: nucleus.